This is a messenger RNA of Helianthus annuus (common sunflower), 2656 nucleotides long. RefSeq lists its product as uncharacterized. Lineage: Eukaryota; Viridiplantae; Streptophyta; Magnoliopsida; Asterales; Asteraceae. Bases 2177 to 2656 code for a protein of 159 amino acids. The transcript has 6 exons. The record is from RefSeq and is a predicted model, not a curated record.
CUAAUACUCACGCACACAACUGCUCUCUCUUUCUUCCUCAUUACUUGUUCUGCCAAACCCUAACAUACAAACAAAUAAGAUCACUGCUUUCCUUUCAUCUCCAUCUUUCCAUCACAAACACCAUACAUCCACACUCUCUUUCUCUCUCAUGCGAGUCCGGCGAUCGGACUUACCGACGGAGCCGGUGACUUGGCAGCGGAGCACGGCGGUUCUAGCGGUGGAGAUAAGCGGAACUGAAGGUGGUUGGCGCCGUUUUCCAGCCACCAACACCCGAUUGCCCCUUGCAUCCUCCCAUUACUCUCUCUCUUGCUGGUAAACACACGCGGUUGGAGCAUGGCUGAGGUGGUGGAUCGGGACGGCGCGACGACAUGAACAAGGGCGGGGAACGACGACAGUUUCUUCCGGCGACAGUGAGUUCUUUCCGACAAGAUUUUUGUCUCGGCUGAUUACGGGAUAGUAUUGAUGAUGAUGACUACCGGUGACAGAGACGGUGAUGCCGGAAGUGGUGGUGUUUAUGUUCAGUUCGUUUCGAGUUCGGUUCAAGUCUCGAUCAAACCAGAUCAACACUAGUCAAAGGGCCACUCGGUCAGAAUUAUGUUUGGGUUUUUUUUUUUUUUGGUUCGGGCUUGUUUUGGUGUGGUUCAGCUCGGUUUGACUCGGUCAAACCGAGUCAACUCGGUCAACGACUCGGGUCAACAACGGUCAAACAGUCAACAGCAGUCAACGGGUGGUUUCGGGUCAAACCCGGUCAGCCACGAUCAAAUCAGUCAACACAGUCAAGACUCGGUCAACUCAGUUCAGUUUUGGUCAACGCCCGGUCAACUUAGGACCCGAUGCACGCUAGCUAAUUCACGUUCUUGGAACGACACUUCGGAAUCACACUACGCUAGCUUGGCACAGGAAUGUCAAGGUUACAUUGUCAAAACUAUGGAACGGUUGGAAUAGGAGAACCCACGGGAUUUCGAGUACUUAGCAGGCGUUCAAUUUCUAGAAGUCUUAGCUUCUUGCUUCCGCUGUGCAAUGAAGAUACCGGUCCAGUCACGCCAGCUCUGAUAUUUCGGGGUGUGACAAAAAGUUCAUCAAGUUAUGAUCCGAGUUAUCAUUCAUCGACUUCAAAAGCUAGUUCUGAAGAUGCAGAGGAGAUAUUAUGCAACAUUGCUCUCAAAUUGAAAAAUUCUCCUGCAAUGAGCAUCAAUGCAGCUAAGCAGCAAAUGAGUUUCCUAGCAUCUGUUCUGGAAUCGUAUGAAGGUUUUGUAGCUGGUAAAAUUGGAAACUUAGAGUUAACCAAAGAAGAUUACGACCAGAUUGAUCCGGAAGAGAUGGAACUCAUUGACAUCCGUUGGUGUUUAGCUAGUUGCAUCCGCAGAGCUCAGAGAUAUAUGGAAAUUACUGGGAAACAAUCUCUUGGAGGUGCUUCAACAAAACUGGGAUUUGACAAAUCCAAAGUGACCUGCUUCAAAUGCAAGCAGAAAGGUCAUUUCAAGAGAGAAUGCACUAAUUCUACAGUUGGUGGAAAUGAACAUCCUUUCAAUGAUGAUUACUACAGAAAGGCGAUCUACCACCGAAGCAGGGAAGAUCUGAAAAUGAUUGAAGAUAAACCCAAGUCAAGGGCUUGUGCAGUCUUUCAUGAUGAUGAAGGUUUUCAUUGGAGCCAGAUUUGUCCAGAAGAAGAUCGGCUUGAUUAUCGAUUCAAGAUUAGAACAAUGGAAGAUUCAGAAAUUCCUUUAAAGAAACAUGAUCAUUAUGCCUUUGUUGCUGAAAUUAAAGAGGAAAACAAAGACAAAGACACAGCUGAAAACAAAGAAGAAAAUGUUGUUGCUGAGGUCAAGGAGAAAACUCGAGAAGAGAUUUUGAGUGAAAAAAACUUAUCGCGAAAGAAACAUUGUUUUGAACAGAAAGGAUGACAUGCAAGAAGAGUAUGAGAGUGCUGUCAGCAACAGGAGAUGGGAUAAAAUGAGAGAGUGUUACUUCAACAGAGAAGGUGAACCAGUUGUUCCAAAGAAAGAUAUAAUCUUUGAAGAUGUUCUUCUCAUAAUUCCUUCAAGAGCCGAAUACUAUAGAAAUGUGUUGAAAGAUGACACAUAUGCAAAAAGGCAUGAAAAGGAAAUUAGAUAUGCCAUGGCAUCGUGUCUAAGAAAAAGGGAUGAAGAGAGAAUGAAGAAAGAAUGUUGAAGAAAUGGUGAACAAUCUGAAGAAGGUUGCUGAAGAGGUUAACACAGAAGCUGUUGAAGUUGAGGCUAUGAAGGAAAUUAAACUUGUGCAAGAAGAAGUUUUGAAAGAUGUUGAGACAGAAAAGAGUAAAGAAAUAGUUGAGGUGAAUGUAGAAGCUGAGAAAGCUGUUACUGAAGAACAACAAAUUGGAGAAGAUGAGAAGAAAACUAAAAGUUUGGCAGAAGUAAAGAAUGAGAAUUUGGAAGCUUGUGAUGCUGGUGAUGAAGCAAGUGUUGAAGAAAAACAGAAUGUUGCUGAGAUGAAGCAGACCGAGAUAUCCGAAAAAACCAAAGUGCCAAUCAUUGAGGUGGGUCAACAAAGCCAAAGAAGGAGACAAUGGAAGUUGGAGCAGCCUGGCACAUGCAAAGGAGGAAGAGGCUGUUGUACCCUGGUUUGGUUGAACAGGGAGAAUCCAAUUAGACCAUGGUACGUCUUAAAGACUUAG